GGGGCACCCUUUACUUCACAACAGGAUGUUCAGGGGCUGCAGCGCCUGGUUUUCUCAAAGCGUCAGCCAUGAGCUCCGUGGCCUUUGGGUUGCUGAAGAAGGAGUGAUCACAAACCAGGACGAUGCUGAUUAUCUGUUCAGCAGUGAUGCUUCCCACCCUGACACAAAAAGAAUACACCAGAGCUUCGAUUAUCUAGAAGACAGAGUCACUGUUUUUCAUUCUUCCUAUCUUACGGCAUGUGUCAACUCUGAAACAAAAAACUCAACAGCAUUAGGACACUUCCUCCUUCUACCUGCCUGCUUGCAGCAAGAAAUUAGGAAAAAAAAUGGCAGCUUUAUAUGGGAGCAGAUUUCCAACCCUCUGAAGUUGCAGCCCAGUCAACCUGUUGAAGUAAAGUGCCACAGGAUGGAAGAAGAGAUAAAGGCGAAGAGAGGGUUGGAGAAAAGUGAAGACAAUCAAAUCCCAGGGACGGUAGAAACAGUGAAGAUGGCAUAUAUUCCACUACAAGAUUAUCCAGCAAGCAAUAUGGUGAUAGGUUAUCCUUCUGCUAAAGAGAUGAACAAAUUCCUUGGAGAAAUACAGGAUUUCAUUCCUGGCUGCUCUGAUUACUUGGCAUACUGUAUUCCAAAUGAAACAAGUAUUUUCUCUGAUCGAAAAUCAAAAUUAAAACGGAAGUUAUAAGUAACAUUUAACAAACA
This is a messenger RNA of Lacerta agilis (Sand lizard), 699 nucleotides long. RefSeq names its product telomere repeat binding bouquet formation protein 2 (gene TERB2). Bases 26 to 682 code for a protein of 218 amino acids. The transcript is spliced from 7 exons. The record is from RefSeq and is a predicted model, not a curated record. Gene Ontology annotation, cellular component: nuclear inner membrane. NCBI's taxonomy places the organism in Eukaryota, Metazoa, Chordata, Lepidosauria, Squamata, Lacertidae. Gene Ontology annotation, biological process: homologous chromosome pairing at meiosis; meiotic attachment of telomere to nuclear envelope.